Molecule: messenger RNA, 3131 nt
Organism: Nycticebus coucang (slow loris)
Lineage: Eukaryota; Metazoa; Chordata; Mammalia; Primates; Lorisidae
Gene: INTS12
Product: integrator complex subunit 12
Exons: 8
Coding region: 185-1597 (470 amino acids)
Biological process (GO): snRNA 3'-end processing
Cellular component (GO): integrator complex
Source: RefSeq, a predicted model, not a curated record
AGCUCCACCACUUGGUUGGUUUGGAUUCGGGGUCUUUUCUCCUGCCUUGCUAAAUUGUGUAAUCCAGGACCAGGUACUGAGUAGAGGAAUGAAAAGGACAGCAUCUCCAAAAGAAUUCUUAUUGAAAAGGGUUGCAAGACCAUGCAGAAAUGUGAACGACAAAGUUUUCUAAAGCUGUUAGGAAAUGGUGUUUGCAAUGGCUGCCUCCGUGAACCUGGAACUUGAUCCCAUUUUUUUGAAAGCACUGGGUUUCUUACAUUCAAAGAGUAAAGAUUCUGCUGAAAAGCUAAAAGCACUGCUUGAUGAAUCUUUGGCUCGGGGCAUUGAUUCAAGUUACCGGCCAUCUCAAAAGGAUGUGGAGCCACCCAAAAUUUCAAGCACAAAAACUGUUUCCAUUAAACAAGAGCCCAAAACAUCAUCCAGUCUUCCUCCUGGCAAUAAUAAUGGCAAGGUCCUUACAACUGAAAAGGUAAAGAAGGAAGCUGAAAAGAGACCUGCUGAUAAAAUGAAAUCAGACAUUCCUGAAGGAGUUGAUAUUCCUAAGAAACCUAGAUUGGAGAAACCAGAGACACGAUCCUCUCCCAUUACCGUUCAAACUAGCAAAGAUUUAGCUAUGGCUGAUCUUUCUAGUUUUGAAGAGACCAGUGCUGAUGAUUUUGCCAUGGAGAUGGGAUUGGCCUGUGUUGUAUGUAGGCAAAUGACUGUGGCAUCUGGUAAUCAAUUAGUCGAAUGUCAGGAAUGCCAUAAUCUCUACCACCAAGAUUGCCAUAAACCCCAGGUGACAGACAAGGAAGUGAAUGACCCGCGUCUGGUGUGGUAUUGUGCCCGAUGUACCAGACAAAUGAAAAGAAUGGCUCAAAAAACUCAGAAACCACAACAGAAACCAGCCCCUACAGUUGUUUCUGUAGCUCCUGCUGUCAAAGAUCCAUUAGUUAAGAAACCAGAAACUAAACUCAAACAAGAGACAACUUUUCUAGCAUUUAAAAGAACAGAAGUCAAGACUUCCACAGUUAUUUCAGGAAAUUCUUCUAGUACCAGUGUUUCCUCUUCAGUAACCAGUGGCCUAACUGGAUGGGCAGCUUUUGCAGCCAAAACUUCCUCUGCUGGUCCCUCAACAGCAAAAUUGAAUUCAACAACACAAAACAGUACUGGGAAACCUGCUACCUCAUCAGCUAGCCAGAAGCCUGUGGGUUUAACUGGUCUAGCAACAUCAUCCAAAGGAGGAAUAGGUUCUAAAAUAGGGUCCAAUAACAGCUCUACACCCACUGUGCCAUUGAAACCACCUCCACCUCUAACCUUGGGCAAAACUGGUCUUAGUCGCUCAGUUAGUUGUGACAAUGUCAGCAAAGUAGGUCUUCCGAGUCCGAGUAGUUUAGUUCCAGGUAGCAGCAGCCAACUAAGUGGGAAUGGAAAUAGCGGGACAUCUGGGCCUAGUGGAAGUACUCCUAGCAAAACCACUUCAGAAUCGAGCAGCUCUCCCUCAGCAUCCCUUAAAGGUCCAACUUCACAAGAGUCACAGCUCAAUGCUAUGAAGCGAUUACAGAUGGUCAAGAAGAAAGCUGCACAAAAGAAACUGAAGAAUGUGUCAAAACAAUGAUUAGAAUGACUGGUUCUUGAUGAGAAUUUCAGAAGAUUGAUAGCAUGUGAGAAUAUAACGAAAAAGAAAUAAUUCAUCUUCUAACAAAGCCCCAAGAAUUGAUCCUGCUGAACGAGGUAACUUACAAGGUACCCAAUAUAUAGUUUUCUACUUUCCUUUCAAUAUUUUGGGUAUUAGGUGUUAGUCCCAGCCUCAUUUCAAGUGAUUGUCUUACUCUCUCCAAUUAUUUCAUCUCCUUUUUCAAAAUUAAUUUUUUAAUUGAUUUCUCGUAUCUCAUUUGUAUCUUUACCAUUUUUAUCACUCAUAUCAGUUAUUUAUGGAUUUGUCUCUUCCAAUAGAUAGUGAACUUUCACACCUUUUAAUAUUUAAUCUCACAUUGCCCUAUGUUACCAAUGUAAUAUAUGCACAUAAUACAUAUUCAAUAAAUAUUGACUAAUCCUGGUUAUGCACAUUCCAGAGAAUUCUUGAGAAAAAUACCCAUUCCAAGAGUCUUUGUGGAUGGAAAUUUAUGACUAUUCACACAUUGGCACCUUCUAUACUGUGAAAGAAAAGACAGUUUUGUUUUUACUGCCCAAAAAUGUUAUAGCAUUUUACCUAAUUUUAGUUAAUUUUGUAUAAAAGAGCUCCUAAAUGAUAAAUUCUUGAGAUUGUACGUUAAGUCAGAAACCGUGAAGAAUCUGAGUCAUUGCAUUAUUUGCCACCUAACAAAUAGCCAACCAUCAUUUUACGUAUAUAUUCUGACAGAAGAUAGGAAGCUUUUUAGCAGAGAAACAGUUUAUUAUUCACAGAAAAACACAGCAACUAUUUUUAAAUUCAUGAAUACUUAAUUGUACCCAGAAACUGGAAAUCCAUUAAAUUCCCAUAUUUAUAAUCCUGAACAGGAUUGAUCCAUCAUUCCAGCUGUUGAUGGAACAGUUGAUCCAUCAACUUUGAUGUGUGCUGCUAAAUCUUCACUCUAUAAACUAAUUUCAAACCCUCUUUCUUAAUCCCUAGGUUUUUCUAGCAUCAUUAUUCCAUUAAUAAAAUAUAUUGAUAAAUGAUUCUGUGAAGAUAAAGCUUUUUAAAUUAAGCUUAUUCUGGCUCUGCACCCAUAGCACAGUGGUUACGGCACCGGCCACAUACACUGAGGCUGGCAUGUUCGAACUUGGCCCAGGCCAUCUAAACAAUGACAAAUGCAACAAAAAGCUGGGCAUUGUGGCAGUCGCCCGUAGUCCCAGCUACUUGGGAGGCUGAGGCAAGAAAAUCGCUUAAGCCCAAGAGUGACGUUUCUGUGAGCCAUAACUCCAGGGCACUCUACUGAGGGUGACAUAGUGAGACUCUGUCUCAAAAAAUAAAUAAUUAAUUAAGCUUGUUCUAAGGAAAGAUGAUUAUUUUUAACUGCUCUGUUAAAUAACGGCACCACAUUAUUCCUGGUUAAUUAGAAUCCAAGUUUUAGAUAAUCACAUUACUUACUUGUGGAGUAGGUGUCUGUUUACAUGUUUAAAGUCUUCCUACAGAUGUUUUUUGUUUUAAGAAACAGAUUUCUGGGCGGCAC